AUGUGCAAAGUUGCAAAAGGCUGCCGGCUAGACCAGAGGAAGAAGUUGUGGACUCAGACCUUCCAAGGUUGCGAGUGGACGGAUGGAACUGCCACUGGCGGAAAGGAAGAUGCAAGUUUUCUGUCCUUUCUUUCCGUGAUGGUGGAGUGGCACCUGAGUGGUCGUUUUUUUUCCCCUUCUUUCAGAUUCUCCAUCGGUCUUGAGGGUUGGUCUCCACUUCCGAGCCAAUCAGGUCGAUUCAGCCAAUCAGGCUACUUUUGGUCUGGAUGCAGCCCCAGCAGAGGGGGAGAGCAGGUGCCAGGUGCAGGGCAUGCUGCACCGACCACACCUCAGGCUUCCAAUGUUGCAGGCCAGGCCACCACCACCAAUUUUCUGAAGUCGGGUGCGGGUGUCAAUUCGUACCGAGAAGAGACUUUGAACGUCCUUGAUGAGCUGCUCGCGAGCACAGGCAAGGAAUAUCUGAUACCUUGUGUGGGUGGAGGGCUGAAAGAAACGCCAAAGAGGAGUCGUGGAGCUGCAAGAAAAGGAAAAGAAAGGACCAGACACCUUGUAGUACGUACAAGUACUCUGUAUCCACUCACGUGCUACUGGCACCUACCGCAGUAG
Messenger RNA from Colletotrichum lupini, 606 nucleotides. RefSeq lists its product as uncharacterized. The record is from RefSeq and is a predicted model, not a curated record. Lineage: Eukaryota; Fungi; Ascomycota; Sordariomycetes; Glomerellales; Glomerellaceae. Bases 1 to 606 code for a protein of 201 amino acids. The transcript has a single exon.